AUGGCCGGGCUCCGGCCCCCUCCCGGCCGGCGCGGCACGGCGCGGCCUGGCUCCCGGCAGCCCCGCCCCUUCCGUCGACGUCACCGCCCCUCCCGGCAACCGCCCCGCCUGGCGGAAGUGCGCGCUGCGACUUCCUCCCGGGCCUGGUGCGGCACAAACCCUGUUCUUGGCCUAGCCCGCCGAAGGGCCAUAGACGUGAGCGCGCUGGCGCCGAGCGGAGAAGUGCGGGGCCGGCCGGGGGCUCCGGUGACCCGGCCCCUGCUGCCGCUGCUGCUGCUGCUGCUCCUGCUGCCGCUGCCCGCCGGGGCCUGGUACAAGCACGUGGCGAGUCCCCGCUAUCACACCGUGGGUCGCGCCUCGGGUCUGCUCAUGGGGCUGCGCCGCUCUCCCUACCUGUGGCGCCGUGCCCUAGGCGGGGUCGUUGGACCGCUCUCCCGGGACUCUCUGGUCCCGGGGCCGGUCGCCGGCAGCGCUCUCCUCCUGCUUUCUGCACCGGCGCAGGAGCUGUGGGAGGCGCGACGCAGGAGCUGGCGGGCUGGGCUCCCCGUCUAUGCUCCCCGGAGUCCGCGGGACCUGGAGCGAGCCCGCCAACCCGAGCAGUCGCUAAGCCCGCGUUCCUGGAUCCCAGCGGAGUCCGCUAGAGCCUUCGGAGAGACGCUUCGCGCCCAGCCAUGGUUCCUGCAGCACAUCCUCAUUGCGGACCCUGUCAGGCUCCAGGACCGUCCCAAGAACUUACGGCGGCCCCAUGCCUGACCUAGGCAGGAG
Molecule: messenger RNA, 765 nt
Organism: Peromyscus eremicus (cactus mouse)
Lineage: Eukaryota; Metazoa; Chordata; Mammalia; Rodentia; Cricetidae
Gene: Npw
Product: neuropeptide W
Biological process (GO): feeding behavior; G protein-coupled receptor signaling pathway
Molecular function (GO): G protein-coupled receptor binding
Source: RefSeq, a predicted model, not a curated record